Molecule: messenger RNA, 1985 nt
Organism: Cuscuta campestris
Lineage: Eukaryota; Viridiplantae; Streptophyta; Magnoliopsida; Solanales; Convolvulaceae
Source: the annotation of a GenBank genome assembly
AGAAGAAUUGGAUGGAGGUGAUUAGUCAGGACCUUUGACUUGUUGUCCUUACUUAGGAUAUGGCCUUAGAUAGGAGCGUGUGUAGAGCUAGGAUUAGGGUAGUCGGGUAAGCACUUUGGGCUAAGUGGUAGUUUCUCCUCUUGUUGUGUGCUUUGUAUGCUUGGUGCUCUCCGCUAGCUGUGUCUUUAAUUUGCCUCAUUUUAUUGGUUUGUUCUUUUCCUGUGUGUGCUUUUUGCCAUCUCUGCUAUAUAUGCCUUAUGUGAGCUGGGGGUCUCAUUGACUAACGCAUUCUCAUCCAAAACAAAAAAUAGGGAACAUACAUGAUUGUAUACCGCCAGCGCCUUGCUAAUAUGCUCUAUAGUUCAGUGAUACUGCAAUCUCUUUUAAUAUGGAUUGCAUCACUCUUUGUGGGAGGAUAUCCAGCUGUUGUUUCUCUAGCCUUAUCAUGUUUGGGCAUCAUACUCAUGUGGAUAGGAUCUAUAGCUUGUUCUGUUUUUGUCACUUUUGUCCUUCCCCUUGUAUCACUGUCACCGGUUCCCUUUGUGUCAAGCCCAUUGCUGGUAGUUGGGUUGUUUGGUGGACCUGCCCUUCUUGGAGCUUUGAGCGGUCAGCAUUUCGGUUAUCUCAUUCUUGUGAAGUACUUGUCACAAACAAAGGGAACAUUGCCUCCAUCCAUCCAAACUGGUGUGGCUGAGUUAGAUGCAGAAAGAUGGAUGUAUAAAGCUGGUCUCUUCCAGUGGUUUGUUCUCUUGGCAUUGGGACAUUUUUUCAGGAUUGGUUCUUCUUAUCUGGCCUUUGUUUGGCUAGUUUCGCCCGCAUUUGCUUAUGGUCUUCUUGAAGCAACAUUGUCACCUGCCCGGCUACCAAAACCUCUCAAAACUGUAACCUUGCUGAUUGGAUUGUUUGUACCUUUUUUAAUUUCUUCUGGCUUGGUUAUCCGGCUGGUUGCUACAGUAAUUGGAGGUUCUGUUCGGUCUGUAAGGAAUCCAGGAGACCAGCCGGAAUGGCAGGGGAAUGCAAUUCUUGCAGUAUUUGUUGCGGCUAUAGUAUGCUUGACAAUGGUGUAUCUUCUCUCAUAUGCUCAUAUUUCAGGUGCAAAGGCUCCAAUUAUAAUUACAACGUGUAUAUUGUUUGGCAUCUCACUUACCAUGGUGUCAUUAGGAGUUAAUCCACCAUUUACUGAAGAUGCUGCAAGAGCCGUAAAUGUUGUGCAUGUUGUGGAUGCAUCAGGAAAGGAAGAACCAGUGUCACACAUCUCUUUGUUUUCGACAACUCCUGGAAACUUGAACAGAGAGGCCAGAGAGAUGGGAGAAGGUUUUGUCUGCGGUAGGGAUAAGCCUUUUGAUUUUGUGACUUUCUCAGUCAAGUACGGCUGUUGGACAACCAAAAAUGCCGAAGUUGGGUGGAAUAAAUCAGAUAUUCCCAUGCUUCACGUCGAGAGUGACGUGAAGGGGAAUAGCAGCAGAGUUAGUCGCAUCCUUGUUGAUACAAGAGGUUCCACUCGAUGGAGCCUUGGAAUCAACACUCAUGAAGUAGAAGACUUCCUUCUCAAAGAUGGUUCUGAGGAGUUGGUCUCACUUGGAGAGAAAACCAUCGUGGACGGUUGGCACACGGUUCAAUUUGCUGGAGGCAAGAAAGCACUGACCGAGUUCGAAUUGACUCUCUUCUGGCACAAAACCCGGUCUCACAUGAGAGGCGCGGGAGCCGAAGCGGGACCCACCUUGCUGAAACUGAGAACUGAUGUGGACAGGCAGACACCACAAACUGCAGAGGUUCUGAAAAAGCUUCCUUCUUGGUGCUCUCUGUUUGGGAAGUCCACAUCACCUUACACCUUAGCUUUCUUCAAUGCUUUAAAUGUUUCAUUUUAGUGUUAACUACAUUUGCACUCGUGCGUUGCACAACAAGAAAAUUUUAUCAUGAUUUGUGCAUGAUUAUAAUAAGAUAUGAUGCAAUUAGAAUACUGGAAAUAAAAAAUGGGGUGUUGC